UUUGAACAGCAAGCCUCAAAAAAGGCUGAUUAGUUUCUUAGUCACUCUAAUAUCACUUAUUGUAUAGCCUUGAGAAAGGCUGACUAAUUGUUAGUCUUUCAAAAGACUGUUAGUGAUUCAGGCAGCCUUGAAUCAAUGAAACUCUAGGUAGCCAGAAAAAAUUUCCAGCAGCCAAGAGCUAUACGCGUGCGGUGCGAAAGACUGUUCAACACCGACUGAUUCAAUGAACAGUUGUUUUUUCGAAUUCCACAGUAAUAUUUUUGCUGUUAUGAGUAAUAUGAGAAAGGCAUCCUUACACCACUAGGUGGAUUAAAACAGGUUUUUGCUGUGUGGGAACACCUUUCUGUACAUCAUAAAAUAACGCCAUAGUCGAUUGCUGCGCAUGUAUCAAUUGAUACUUACAGCUAUCGAUACUUUAUUGCCUUUUGAUACCUUGUAGCGAUACCCAAAAUUUCGGUAUCCCGAUUCCCUAGGUAUCGAUACUUUGCCUUCCUAGUACCAUCCCUAAUCAACUCAUCAUUAUCAAGAGAGUUUAUAAAAAAAAUUCCAAUGCAGUGCCAACGAAAGUAGAACUAUUCUGCUCUGCCUGUGCCAAAAACGCCACUGAAAUUUAACGUACACUUAUUUUACAACCAACGUCUGAUGCUCUGAAGCUGCAUUUUAAACUGAUACAAUUAGAGCUAACAUGCAUACACACACACCGGUUGCUUAUCAAGUAAUCCCAAUGUACAAAAGAAGAGGCAUCACAUUGUCUAAAAAAGUUUACCGCUGGUCUUUGAAGGGUUUGCCUCUUUCAAUUAUGUCAUAAUGUAUGGAAAAGGUCACUCUAUAAUGAUUGCAGUCUCCAGAUUAGCUGCCUGUUAUAAAUCAAAAGCCGUGCGAAAACGAUUUCACUUCGUGUUUUUCCGUUGCCACGGCUAGAAACGUUCAAGUCCAAUGUAUCCACGAUUGUCUAUUUCUGUACUGAUUCUACUGAUUUCCAGUGAAAUCUUUGGGCUCGAGGGUGCUCAGGAUAUUGCACCGAAAACUUGUGUAUCGGACGGAUGUCUUCGAGGACGAUCUUUCACCAGCUAUGGUGGCAAACGCUACGAGGCUUAUCUAGGAGUUCCGUUUGCGAAACCUCCGGUUGAUAAACUUCGUUUCAAAAAUCCCGUGCCAGUGGAACCGUGGACCGGAGACUACGAUGCUUCGUUUGAGCGAAGUAAAUGCGUACAGAAGAACGACAUAUGGCUCAACCCCAAAGUGGAGGGUAGCGAGGAUUGUUUGUAUCUGAACUUGUAUAAACCCGUGACACCGAAAAAUCCUGAAAAACCAAUGGCCGUGAUGGUUUUCAUUCAUGGUGGCGGUUAUUUCUCCGGAUCGGCAUCGAUGGGUGAAUUUGGACCAGAUCGUCUGAUGGACACGGAAGAGGUGAUUUUAGUGGUUAUACAAUAUCGUCUGGGAGUGUUUGGAUUUUUUUCCACUGGUGAUCAAGCAGCUACGGGUAAUUUUGGUCUGAAAGAUCAAAGUGCGGCUUUACGAUGGGUACAGCGAAACAUUGCUCAAUUCGGAGGUGAUCCAGCACUUGUGACACUACUAGGGCAAAGUGCCGGCGGUGCUUCCGUACAAAUGCACAUGAUGAGUCCACUAAGUAAAGGAUUAUUCUCACGUGCAGUGGUGAUGAGUGGAAGUGCUCUUGGAUUUUGGAAUCAACCGAUCAAAGAACCACUGAAAUUUGCUCAACAACAAGCGGAAUCGGUUGGCAUCACUGCACCAGCCUCAAUGUCAUCGGAAGAGCUAGUUGAUGCCUUACGACAGGUUGAUGCUAUUAAGCUUGGCGAGAGUAUCGAUAAACUGAAGUUCUGGUUUAUUUACCCAAUAGCACCAUAUCAUUCAGUAAUAGAGAAACACGUGGACAACGAAACUUUCAUAAGUGAAGACCCUAGCAUAGUUUGGGCUAGGGGUGGAUAUCAUCCGAUUCCGUGGAGAACAGGUUUCGUACCAAAUGAAGGAACUUUCGCUUCUCUAGCCAUCAUCACCAAUGCCUCGCUGGUAGCUGAGCUGAAUGAACAUUCUAGUUCCUACAUUCCUCGAAUAUUCGGUUGCAAAGAGAACGAAAAGUCUCGGAAAAUGUUAAGAGAACGAUUCUUCCCCGAUGGAACCGACGAACAUUGGAUUACGGAUGCAAAUCUCAAUAACUUACAGCAGGCUUUCAGUGAGGCAUACAUCACCUAUGCGAUUGCAAUGAGCGUGAAGCAGUAUGCAAAUCAUGAGACAACCAAAAAUCCUCUUGAUCUGUACUACUUCAACUUCAAAGGAAAUCAUUCGCAUUCGAAGUUCGCUACAAAUUCAGGUUCUGAUUACGGCGUAUGCCAUUCUGAUGAUCUUUCCUAUCUAUUCCGAUCGAAAGACCUGUUUGAUGAUUUUGAACCUAACUCACCGGAGGCUGCAAUGUCUGAAAAACUAGUCGAAUAUUACACACAAUUUGCGUAUGACGGCGUAACUAAUCCCACCUGUCGGAAAAAAUGUGAAAUUCAAGAGUUCACAAAUGAUGUUAAUCAACCGUUUAAAAUCAAUUCAAUUGAUGGAUUCGAUCAAGAAAUGGUUGCGUUUUGGACUGAGAUCUACAAAUAACCCGACACGAAAUUACUCAUCUCAAGCAAUUACUUUAUCAUUCAACCAAUCGAACGGCCUCCAGAAGAUAGAACUAAUUGGAGAUCAAAGUUAAAAAAAAACUGUUUUAAUCCACCUAGUGGUGUAAUGAUGCCUUUCUCAUAUCAAUCAUACUAUCAUAUAAAAUACUGUGGUAUUCUUCAAAAUAAUUUUCUACGAUUCUUAAAAGAAUAACCGAAAUCGGUUUGAUUGACCGUGUACCGAAAAAAAACAAUCAAUUGGAAAAGAUUUGAGGUCGAUUUAGAAAUUUUUUUAAGGCUUUUGCCCAUUUUAUGCGAUGGUAUACAAUUUUUAACACACUUUACCAUAUAUUUCUGGAUCUGGAGGUCGGAUCCGCAUGAAAUUCGGGAAUUACGCAUGGGACCACAGGACCUUUCAUUUGAAUUUAAGUUUGUGAAAAUCGGUUCAGCCAUCUCCGAGAAAAGUUAGUGCAAAAAAAACGUUACAUAUACACAUACGCACAUACACACACACAUACACACACAGACAUUUUGCGUACUCGACGAACUGAGUCGAAUGGUAUAUGACAAUCGGCCCUCCGGGCCUCGGUUCAAAAGUCGGUUUUCACAGUGAUUGCAUAACCUUUCUAUAUGAGAGAGGUAAAAAGAUGUAGAAUUGUUAUUUAAAUUACUUGAAUGAUGACAAGCUGAGCAUCUUGUUACGUUGAAUGUUUUAAAAUAAACAAUGCUAAUUGAUCGCAUUAGAAUCAGGGUUGCCACAUAUACAGAUUUAUCUGUGUUUUACAGAUUUUUCAGAUCAAUUUGUGACCUCUGUAUAAAUUAAAAACUGAAUUUGGUACUGUUUUUUCUCGAAGUAAAACCAUUAUCCUGAUUUUGUGUUGAUUCCAAAAAGAGGAUGAAACUAACGUAAGGGGAUGUCCAUAAAAGACGUCACGCCGCAAGGGGGAGGGGGAUGUUUCACAAAACGUGACCUUUUUGUGACAGGGGGAAGGGGGAGGGUUGUUGGACAUGUGACGUCCAAUAUUUUCAAUUAGCGCAUUUUUGAAAUACCUAAUUCUAUUACUGCUUUGCUCUAUUUCCUGAAAAAAAUCUCCCCAAUAAACGUUUACAUUCUGUAGGAAAACGUGUAUUCGGAAAUGAAUGAUGCAAGAAAUCAUUUCUGUUGUGAUGAACAAAAGUGCACGGAGGGGCGAGUAUUUUAACGAAAUUAAUAAAUUUUGCCUAAUAUGAGUAAAAAAA
Malaya genurostris is the source of this 3851-nucleotide messenger RNA. Its product is annotated as juvenile hormone esterase-like. The transcript has 5 exons. The record is from RefSeq and is a predicted model, not a curated record. Lineage: Eukaryota; Metazoa; Arthropoda; Insecta; Diptera; Culicidae. The coding region runs from base 937 to 2613 and encodes 558 amino acids.